Neopsephotus bourkii (Bourke's parrot) is the source of this 2391-nucleotide messenger RNA. RefSeq names its product mitofusin 1 (gene MFN1). Gene Ontology annotation, biological process: mitochondrial fusion; mitochondrion localization. Gene Ontology annotation, molecular function: GTPase activity; GTP binding. The transcript has 18 exons. NCBI's taxonomy places the organism in Eukaryota, Metazoa, Chordata, Aves, Psittaciformes, Psittacidae. Bases 140 to 2365 code for a protein of 741 amino acids. Gene Ontology annotation, cellular component: mitochondrial outer membrane. The record is from RefSeq and is a predicted model, not a curated record.
GCGGAAGCGGAAGUGAUGUGCGCCCCCGUCCCGGCGGCGGUGGUGGUGAGGAGCAGGAGGAGGCGGUGGCAGUGGGGAGGGCCCCGCGAGUGGCGCGGCGGUUGCCGAGUAACGGUGGAAACCAGCUGGAGCUCUUUGCAUGAUGGCAGAAGCUACCGUCUCUCCCCUGAAGCACUUUGUGCUUGCUAAAAAGACCAUCACUGCCAUUUUCGACCAGCUGCUGGACUAUGUCACCGAGGGAGCAACUUUUGUGGAAGCCACAUACAAGAACCCAGAGCUUGAGCAUGUAGCAACAGAAGACGAACUAGCAAAAAUACAGGCAUAUAAAAACAAGUUAGCAGUCAUCGGUGAGGUGCUUUCACGGAGACACAUGAAAGUGGCUUUUUUUGGCAGAACGAGCAGUGGGAAAAGUUCGGUUAUUAAUGCAAUGCUGUGGGAUAAGGUACUUCCUAGUGGGAUUGGCCAUACAACUAACUGCUUCCUCAGUGUGGAAGGGACAGAUGGAGAUAAGGCUUAUCUCAUGACAGAAGGGUCAGAUGAAAAGAAGAGUGUCAAGACAGUCAAUCAGCUUGCUCAUGCACUUCACAUGGAUAAAGAUUUGAAAGCUGGCUGUCUGGUCCAUGUCUUCUGGCCCAAGUCAAAAUGUGCUCUGCUGAGAGAUGAUUUGGUUUUAGUGGACAGCCCUGGCACAGAUGUCACUACAGAACUGGACAGCUGGAUUGACAAAUUCUGCUUAGAUGCUGAUGUGUUUGUCUUGGUUGCCAAUUCUGAAUCAACUCUCAUGAACACGGAAAAGCAUUUUUUCCAUAAAGUGAACGAACGACUUUCCAAGCCAAAUAUCUUCAUCUUGAAUAACAGAUGGGAUGCCUCUGCAUCAGAACCAGAAUACAUGGAAGAUGUGCGCAGGCAGCACAUGGAGCGCUGUCUGACUUUCCUAGUUGAUGAGCUCAAAGUUAUUGAUCCUGUAGAAGCGAGGAAUCGCAUCUUUUUUGUUUCUGCAAAAGAAGUUCUGAGUGCCAGGAGACAGAAGGCCCAAGGAAUGCCAGAGGGUGGUGCAGCACUUGCCGAAGGGUUUCAAACAAGAUUCCAGGAAUUUCAACAUUUUGAGCAGAUAUUUGAGGAGUGUAUCUCGCAGUCAGCCGUGAAAACCAAGUUUGAACAGCACACUAUCAGAGCUAAACAGAUAAUAGAUACUGUGAAAAACAUUAUGGACGCCAUAAACGUAGCAGCAGCAGAGAAAAGAGUCCAGUCAAUGGAAGAGCGAGAAGAUCAGAAGGAUAGACUGGACUUUGUUCGAAACCAGCUGAACAUUUUGACAGAAGAUACUAAGGAAAAAAUCAAACGUGUUACCGAGGAAGUAGAAAAUAAAGUCUCUUCUGCCAUGACUGAUGAGAUUUGCAGACUUUCGGUUUUAGUUGAUGAAUUUUAUUCAGAUUUUCACCCUUCUCCUCAAGUACUGAAGCUGUAUAAGACAGAGCUAAACAAGCAUAUAGAAGAUGGUUUGGGAAGGAACCUGGCUGAUCGCUGUUCCAAUGAAGUCAAUGAGUCAAUGCAUCAGUCGCAGCAGGAGAUGAUUGAAAAUCUGAAACCGUUGUUGCCUUCUGGUGCCCAGAGUCAGCUCCACUUGCUAGUUCCUUGCAGGAGGUUUGACCUUAGCUAUGAUCUAAACUGUCAUAGUCUGUGUGCAGAUUUUCAAGAGGAUAUCAUGUUCCACUUUUCCUUGGGAUGGACUUCACUUGUAAACCGUUUCGUGGGUGCUAAACAAGCUCAGAAAGUGCUGUUGGGACUAGCAGAUCCAAACUUACAAAUCCCUCGUCCUUUAGCUACCACCCCAUCUACUGCCAGUCUUCCUGCCAUGACUCCAGAGAAUGUAUCGCAGGAUGAUUUUAUGGUUCCUUUGGUAAUGAGUUUAGCUUCACUGACAUCGCGGACCUCUAUGAGCAUCAUCGUUGUUGGCGGAGUGAUUUGGAGAACGGUAGGCUGGAAACUCAUCUCUCUUUCCUUAAGUAUGUAUGGGUUGUUAUAUCUAUACGAGAGACUAACUUGGACCACUAAAGCAAAAGAGAGAGCCUUUAAACAGCAGUUUGUAAACUAUGCUACUGAAAAGCUGCAGAUGAUCGUCAGUCUCACAAGUGCUAAUUGCAGCCAUCAGGUGCAACAGGAAAUGGCCACUACCUUUGCUCGGCUCUGUCAGCAGGUGGAUAUUACCCAGAAAAACCUGGAAGAAGAAAUUGCUAGGCUUUCCAAAGAAAUAGAUCAGCUGGAGAACAUACAGAGCAGCUCCAAGCAGCUGAGGAAUAAAGCCAUUCACCUUGAGAAUGAACUAGACGGCUUCACCAAGCACUUUCUUCAAAAGAGCAAAUAAAACAUUGUUGCCAACUUUCCCAGUGA